Oryzias melastigma (Indian medaka) is the source of this 3635-nucleotide messenger RNA. RefSeq names its product tripartite motif-containing protein 54. The transcript has 11 exons. Gene Ontology annotation, molecular function: zinc ion binding. Lineage: Eukaryota; Metazoa; Chordata; Actinopteri; Beloniformes; Adrianichthyidae. Bases 186 to 1826 code for a protein of 546 amino acids. The record is from RefSeq and is a predicted model, not a curated record.
GAGACACGGGGCAGAAACCCGAUGCCCUCCAGCACACGCAGGUUUCUCAGAUGGAGAAAAAAACAACAAAGAGCGGUUCCACUUCUGCUGAGUGAGUUCUGAAUGAGAGUGUGUCGGGAGGAAGAUACAAGAGAGGAAGAUCUGGAGGACGCUGGGACCAGCAGGUAGCGGUCGGCGGCGGCAGCAUGUCUCUGUCAGGUGACCUGACCUGGCUCCACAGCAGCGGGGGGGAGGAGCGCGAGGCUGCACUGGCACGGCUGGAGAAGCAGCUCACGUGUCCCAUCUGCAUGGAGAUCUUCAACAAGCCGGUGGUCAUCCUGCCAUGUGAGCACAACCUCUGCAGGAAGUGUGCGAACGAGCUCUACCAGCCCUCUUUGUUCCAGGCGCGGACCACCAUGCUGGUGAACAGCGGCCGUUUCCGUUGCCCCUCCUGCAGGCACGAGGUGGUGCUGGAUCGCCACGGGGUCUAUGGCCUCCAGAGGAACCUGCUGGUGGAAAACAUCAUCGAUAUCUACAAACAGGAAAACACCAGAGCAGCCAGCCCUGUCUCUCCUCCACCACUUCCUGCAGAGCUGUCGUGCUCCGAUCAUGAGGGCGAGAAGGUGAACAUCUACUGCCUCACCUGUCAAGUUCCCACCUGUUCUCUCUGCAAAGUGUUUGGGGGUCAUCAGUCCUGCCAGGUGGCUCCUCUGACGGACGUUUUCCAGAAGCAGAAGGAGGUCCUGGGUGAAGGAGUCACAUCUCUGGAAGCUUUCAGUGAAAAACUGAGGACUCACAUCAGUGAUCUUCAGGAGACCUGCAGACACAUCGAGGAGAACUCCAAGACUCAGAAACAGAUCGUGUGUGAGAAGUUUGACCGAAUGGUUUCCAUCCUGAACGACAGACGUAAGGUGAUGAUGCAGCAAAUCAGUAACGAGGAAGACGAGAAAACGCGUCACACCCGGAUGCUGCUCCGUUGCUAUGGCGACAGCGUGGAGGCCAACAACAAACUGUUGGAGCGUGCUCGGAGCAGCUCGGAGGAGCUGGACAUGGCGGAUUUCAUUCAGAACUCAAGAGAACUCUGCACAAAGGUGAAAACGGCGAGCGGGUUGUGUCCGCCUGAGCCGCUGAAGCUGUGCUAUGAAAAUCUGAGCACCUACAGGUUCAGUUUCAGCGAGCAGGAGCGAGCUCUGAGGAGUCUGGACUUCAUCAAAGCUGCAGAGGAAGUUCCCAAAGAACCAAAGACGGAUCCAGAACCAGAUGAACCCGAAGAACCUCCAAUCCAGACGGACAAACAAGAACAAGAGAAAAUCUCAACUGAAAGCCAAGAAUCCUUCUCAGAACUCUGCCACCAGACUGAGCCACUGCAACCUCCUCAGACAGGUGGAGAAGAAGAAGGAGAGGCUUCCACCCCUCCUGCACCUGUGGAGGGCUCUGCGGGGCCGGGUGGAGGUCAGGAUGGAGGGCUGGGUGGAGGUCAGGAUGGAGGGAAGGAUGGAGGGAAGGAUGGAGGGCCGGAUGGAGGGCCGGAUGGAGGUCAGGAUGGAGGGCCGGAUGGAGGUCAGGAUGGAGGGCCAGAUGGAGGGCAGAUGCAGGACGUGCAGCCACAGCCAGAGGCAGGACUGGAGCAGAUUCAUGAGGAGAGGAAGAACGAGGAGGAGGAGGAGGAGAGGGAGGAGGCCCAGCAGGUGGAAGAGCGACCCGUUCUUCAUCCUGUAAAAACGGAGGCCAUCAGUGAGCAGCAGGGAGGCAUGGAAACACGAGAGGUUGCUGUUCUGCUCUUCUACCUGUUCGCCCUCCUGGUCAUCCUGCAGAGGGUCUGGGCUUACGUCGGCUUCUUAUUCUGAAGCCGUCCUGUCGUCUCAGCUCCUGGAAACUCCCUGGCUUCAUCCACCGAGUCAACAGAUUCGUUUACAAAAACAUCUGUGGGUGUUUUUCCCUCAGGACAAGUCCUGGAGAAGUGACUUUUCUUAGAGAUGAAUAUAAUGAAACUGAGAGACUUGAAGGAAUGUUUGUGGAUUUGUUCCCCGGUGAUGUCGGGGUUUUUUGGAAAGUGUCUUCAUAACAGAAGAAUGUUCAGGCCAACAUAACUGGGCAGGUGUGGUGCGUUCAAGAACGUCUUUUAGCAUAUGGAGUUCACACAGGUCUGUCACCACCCAGUACUGAUGCAUGUGCACACAGUCGGAAGAGGUGCUGCAAAGUCUCAACGUGGUGCUAAUCUCACGGAUCUGAAUCCAGGCUUUUUCUUUCACAGUUCUGUUCUGAUAUUACAUGAAUGAAUGAAAAGGGCAGAAUGGUAGAAACGUAUUAUCUCUUUCAUGAUCACGUUUACAACGGUUGAAAAAGACACCAUGCACGUUUCUGCCAAAUCCAAGUCCCUGAUUGAUCACAGUUGAAUAUUUUCUGUGAGACAGAAGUUGAACUAGUUGAACUUCUAUCUCAAUCAAUGAACACCCGGUCUGUACAUAGAGCCCGAGAACGGACUCAAAACGAUGCGGUCGUCUUGAACGCAGCCUGACUGCAGGUUUCCAUGGAUUUGCAUAGACUUUUCAUUGAAAGUGCUGCAGGUGUUCAUGUACCUGGAGAGUUUUGGACACAGGAAGUAUGCAUGUUUACAAAGACUUUCAUUAGUAACAGUCACUUGAAUGCAGGUUUCUGAGCCCGGUUUGAACGUAGCGUAAGAGUUGUAUUUUCUGACAGAUUUUACAGGAGAAUUCAAUGAGAUAGCAGGAGUCGCGUUUGUAUUUGAGACUUCUCAGUGAUGUAGAUUUUUUAUGAAGCUUGUUUGUUUGUGUCAGGACUGGUUGGGUGUAAAUGUGGAUACACUUAUGAGAUUUCCUUCUCAAAUCAACAGUGUGAAGUCUUUGUACAGUGCACCUUAAAAACAACAUUUUAGUUCAUUCAUUCAUCUUCUCCCUUUAGUGGUCGCGGGGGUGCUGGAGCCGAACCCGGCUACUGAUGGGUGAAGGCAGGUUACACCUGGGCAGGUCACCAGUCUGUCACAGGGUCUCAAGCACACACACAUUCACACCUAGAGGGAAUUUAGAGUCAAUGAAGCUAUGAGGCAUGUUUUUGGAUGGUGGGAGGAAGCCACUAGAGGGAGCAAAGGAAAAGAAAAACUGGCUUAAAAAAAGAAAAAAAAUGAACAGCAUUUCUCUGCAAACACUGGGUAGGAUGCAGUUUGGUUCCCUGCCAGCCUCACUGCUGUUAAGCUGCUAUAAAAGAUAUCAGAGUGACUCCACAAUUACCAAAAUGUCAAAGAGAAGAAAGAUUGACAGGGAGUGCCGAGCUUUCCAGGAAAAUGGGCUAAAUAAAAACAAAGCUACAGAUAACAAGAUGUCCAGAUGUUAUCUUGCUUUUUUGCUCAUAGUUACUCCUUCUUCUGGAUUAAGGUGUAAUCCUGUAGCAGGAUCACCACAUCUAUCCUCAUUCAGAUUUAAAAAAAAUGUUUUAUUAAGAUUUCUAGGAGUCGUGGUAAAUUUGAAAUGUUUACAGAUCACAAAUAAGGAACUCUGAUGCUCAAAGUAUGCUUUGUCUUGGUUAAAAGUUCUCUGAGGGUUAAAUGUAGUAAAACUCAUCACCUCUCAUUGAGUGAUUUGGUUUAAGCAUUUUACUUUUUGUUUUUUUAGUAAUAAACAAUAAGUUAUUUGACAAUA